GUGGCGUUUUGAUCGGAAAUGUGAUAUGGACGCGGGCGUGGGAAGGAAAGACAGGAUUUGUCUGCCACUGUCGUAAGACUUCGCUGUGAGCUAGGCGUUACCGAUAGCGCAUGCCUGUCAACCCAGCGCUUGCAAGCUGGAGGCCGGAGGAUCAGCUCAAGGUCCUUGCUAUUUAGUACAUUUGAAACCAGCCGGGGCUACUUGAGACCCCGCCUCAAAAACAAAGCCGGGUGUGAAUUACACCUGUCACUCCAGCAUUUGGGAAAGAGAGACUGGAAAAUCGGGAACUUUCGGCAAUCUAGCAAGCUCGAGAGCAGCCUGGGAUACAUGAGAAAAAAAAAAACAAAAAACAAAAACUCCUGAAAGUAAUUCCCGAAAGAAGAUAAUAGAGAGCUAUGCUGUUCAACAUUCGGCCCUAUUUCCUUCUCCACCGCAUGUUUCCCCCCGGAGGACAAUAAGAUGAGAACCUCUUCCGGCUGAGGAAACAUGGCAGCGACUUACAGUAGGGACCACAUUUGGGACAGGACCAUGCGGCACUUCCGUUUGCAGCCCAGAUCCUGUAUCAUGCGGUGCUGCUGAGUUCCAGCCAUGGGGUCUUCGGGCCUGGCUCGCCUGCAGGGCCUCUUCGCGGUCUAUAAACCUCCCGGCAUGAAAUGGCUGCACGCGCGGGAGACCGUGGAGCUGCAGCUGCUGAAAGGUCUCAAUGCAGCGAAGCCUCCUGCUCCUGAACAGCGUGUUCGCUUCUUGCUAGGCCCUGUGGAAGGCAGUGAAGAGAAAAAGUUGACACUCACAGCCACCAGUGUGCCCACCCUCACUACCCACAGACUUGUACGUGGCCCAGCAUUCACUAGCCUGAAGAUUGGUGUUGGACAUCACUUGGAUGCCCGGGCUUCUGGUGUGCUUGUGCUCGCUGUGGGACAUGGACUCAGACUGCUCACCGACGUGUAUGAUGCUCACCUCACCAAGGAUUAUACAGUGCGAGGCCUCCUAGGCAAAGCUACAGACAGCUUCUGUGAAGAUGGGCGGCUGAUAGAGAAGACGACAUACGACCACGUGACGAGAGAAAUGCUGGACCGGAUCCUGGCUAGAAUCCAAGGCUCCCACCAAAAGGCACUGGUGAUGUACUCCAACCUGGACCUGAAGUCCCAGGAGGCCUAUGAGAUGGCCGUGCAGGGUGUGAUCCGGCCCAUGAACAAGUCCCCGAUGCUCAUCACUGGUACCCGCUGCCUGCACUUUGCACCUCCUGAGUUCCUUUUAGAAGUGCAGUGUAUGCAUGAGACCCAGCAGCAGCUGAGGAAGCUGGUGCAUGAAAUUGGCCUGGAGCUGAAGACUGCCGCUGUCUGCACGCAAGUGCGGCGCACUCGCGAUGGCUUCUUCAGGCUGGAUGAUGCCCUCCUGAGAACCCAGUGGAAUCUACAUAGCAUCCAGGGUGCCAUCCAGUCUGCAGCCCCCCGGGUGGCAGCAGAGCUGGAAAGGAACUUGAGACUGAGGUUGGGCCACCAGCAGCUCCCCAGUGCUGGGCAGCCUUGGGGCUCCAAGGACCCAAGCUCCACUGUGGAGGUGGAAAGCUAUUCGGGGCAGUGAAUGCCUGGAUGUGGGUGGGCAAAGACAAAGGCUCUUCACAAGUCAGAGCUGUUGACUGUGCAGAGUGAGAUCAAGGGCCUGAGUAGUGCCCACGCCUGCCAUCCAAUGAAACAAAAACGAAAAAGGGAAUCUUUCUACUUGAGACACACUGCAGAGAUGAACUGUGUGUGGUGGCAGAGCCUAUCAUCUGGGCUAUUCUGGAAGCUUAGGCUAGAAUCUUGACAGUUCAAGGCCAGCCUAGGGUUAUACAGUGAAACUGUGUCUCAAAAAUCAAAUCAGAGUCAGGCAUGAUGGCUCAGACUUGUAAUUACAGCACUCAGGAGGUAGAAACAGAAGAUCAGGAGUUCAAUGCAGCACUCAGGAGGUAGAGACAGAAGAUCAGGAGUUCAAGGCCAUCCUUGGCCACAUAGUGAGUUUAAGGCCAGUCUGGGCUGCUUCCAGUGUUUAGCUUUUCACAGAGAUGGGGAAUAUUACCUCAACACCUAAUGACCACUGAUGAUUUAUUUAGAUUCUUAUGGCUGACUAUCUGAAUGUGUUUAUACUUUAAGGAAAAGUCUUUUCACUGUUUUAAAGUGGUGUCUCACCUGUGAUCUCAGUACUAAGCUGAGGCAGGAGGAUGGCUCUGAGUUUGAGGCCAGCCUGCAUUACUUUUUGGAAUUUUCUGUAGUGCAUGUCAGUAUUUAAUCCUUUUGACAGUCAUAGUGUGAACCUGGGUUGUGGAGGCAGGAGGAUCAGGAGUUCAAGGUCAUCUUUGGCUUCAUGAGUUCUAGGCUACAUGAAACCCUAACUCCAAAAUAAAAAGCCCAAAAUUACUUUUAAAA
Molecule: messenger RNA, 2405 nt
Organism: Cricetulus griseus (Chinese hamster)
Lineage: Eukaryota; Metazoa; Chordata; Mammalia; Rodentia; Cricetidae
Source: RefSeq, a predicted model, not a curated record